CUGAGAGCUGGGCUGACAUGCAGGAGCCGCUGCUUGAGGGGAUGUGCUUCACACUCAAGUAUUUAGGCAUGACGCUGGUAGAAAAACCCAAAGGCGAAGACAUGGCUGCUGCUGCCAUCCGCCGGAUCGUUGCCACGGCACGGGUGGGAGCUCGCAAGUUCCAGAAGGUGAUUCUGACAGUGUCUCCAAGGGGCAUCUCGCUGCAGGAUGCAGACACAAAGGAGAUGGUUGAGAACAUCUCCAUCUACAGGAUCUCCUACUGCACAACAGACAAGCUACAGAACAAAGUCUUCGCUUACGUUGCCCAGAGCCAGGAGAGCGGGGCACUGGAGUGCCAUGCCUUCCUCUCACCCAAGAAGAAGAUUGCCCAGGCUGUGACUCUGACUGUGGCCCAGGCCUUCCAGAUGGCACUGGAUCUCUGGGAAGCAGCACAUGCAGGCUCUAGGCAGGAACAGCCCCUUCACUCUUCAUGUGUCUUGGAGAGCAGUGAGCCCAGCAGACCAAGAGGAGGAAGGGGAGGAGGAAGAUGACAACGCUGAUGAAACCUUGUCUGGGUAGGUGCUUUGCUUGGGGGUACGAUGGGUGCUCUGUUCUCUUCCAAAGCAGCAUGGAGGAGCUGGGGAGGGGAGCCCACAGCCCAGCAG
Molecule: messenger RNA, 644 nt
Organism: Phaethon lepturus (White-tailed tropicbird)
Lineage: Eukaryota; Metazoa; Chordata; Aves; Phaethontiformes; Phaethontidae
Product: low density lipoprotein receptor adapter protein 1-like
Exons: 7
Coding region: 18-530 (170 amino acids)
Source: RefSeq, a predicted model, not a curated record